Molecule: messenger RNA, 23699 nt
Organism: Haliotis rufescens (red abalone)
Lineage: Eukaryota; Metazoa; Mollusca; Gastropoda; Lepetellida; Haliotidae
Product: histone-lysine N-methyltransferase 2C-like
Exons: 78
Coding region: 252-19004 (6250 amino acids)
Biological process (GO): positive regulation of transcription by RNA polymerase II
Cellular component (GO): MLL3/4 complex; nucleus
Molecular function (GO): histone H3K4 methyltransferase activity; transcription coactivator activity; histone binding
Source: RefSeq, a predicted model, not a curated record
GCAUCAAUCCAAGAUGGCUGAUGCUGGAAGGAGAGUUCAUUCUAUGGGUCACGCUCACUGUUAGGUCUAAUAAGACAAUUUACUCUCUUUCCAGAUAGAUAUUACCUACAUUAGAAAUUGCAUUAUUGCUCAUAUAUAAGGAUUAUUGUGUUCACAAGCAAGGACUUGCUUAAGAUGGAAAGCCAUCCACAUGACAUCAAAAAUGCAGAUCUGUGCAUCUUCUGAUUUUAGGCCUUCGAUCUUGGAUCUUAAUGGACGGUAGCCCAGGAAAUCUACAAGGGGAUGAUGGUUUAACUGAUGUAGAACCGCCCCUUGACACUGCUGAAGAUGUGAACCAAGAGCAGAUAACUGGCCAAGGGGAUGUAACUCUAUUCCCUGGACAGUCACAACUUAGUGAAUCUCAUAGCCUGGGGCAAGAAACAGAACUUUAUGAAACCGAUCCAACAUAUUUUGGUGAGUCUUUGGCAUCAUCUUACACAGAUGGUUCUCCGACUGACCUCUUUGAAGAAUCUCAACACGCUACAGCUUCAUCAGCUUUGGAAAAUAUAAGUGCUAAUGAGUCGUCUCCACCACCAUCCUUUUACUCACGUCAAUUAGACUCCAGUUCACCUGUACAGAACUUGCCUGCAGUAGACCCUAGUGCUAUUUUGUCUCCUGAACACGCUGGACGAGGUUAUCCCCCCUUUCCAGUUCUACAACCAGUUAAAAGAGGCCCUGGUCGGCCGAGAAAAGAUGGUCAAUCACCAAUACCCAGAAAACGAAGUGGUCGUGGAAGAGUCUUUGGAGCAGGAAGAGGAUCCCGGUCAUUUUCUGCUGAAAGAGCUUCCCGUGCUAGAGGGACUGGUCGCCGUGGUCGGCCUUCCUCUGUUCACAGCCUGAGCUAUCGUCGGGCUCUCCAGUCUCAAGCAUCACAGCUUCAGUACUCUCCUGAGAGGAUUGGACGUCCUUCUUCCACUUUAAUAAGAAAUCUAUCAUCACAGCGAAUGGAUACAUUAGAAGCGGGAGAUGAACCACAACCAGUUGGCUCCUCUCUGCCAGGUGGCGUUGAGGCGAGGUUGUCUGAAGGCGCCGGUACCAGCGCCACCGCAGCAGCAGCCGAGCCUGUGGAACAAGGCCCUGUACAUCUGUGUGCAUUCUGUGGAUGUGGUGAGAAAAGUUUACUGGGACAGGGAGAACUUCACCGUUAUGAGCCAACACCAGGUUUUAACCCUUUUAAGAGAGUGCUAACGAAAGUAAGAAGAGGGGGUCCAGAAUAUGAUGAGAAGGGACGAGAGAAAAGUCCACGGCACCUGACCUGGAGGCGACGGAGAGGUCCUCCCAAAGAAGGAAGAACUAGCCCUACUGACGCCAUGUGUCUUCACAGAGAGAGGAGCCGCUCUCCGCGGCAGUCGUCACUCGAAGAGGAUGGUGUAAUAAGUCAGACAUGUGAUGAGCUUAGUCAGGUGGGACAUUCCGAGGAUGUGGAAGUUAGCCAUGUAUUUGAACCAUCAGGUCAUGUAUGGGCUCAUCACUGUUGCGCUGCUUGGGCUGAGGGUGUGUCUCAAUCGGAAGAUCAGCUUCAGUUUGUUGAUAGGGCUGUGUUCUCUGGACUGUCUCAGAAAUGUGCUUACUGUAGGAGAUACGGGGCAACCAUAAGUUGUCGAAGCCCAAGAUGCCCGAAACGAUUUCACUUUCCAUGUGCGUCUGCUGGGGGAUGUUUUCAGGAAAUGAAAACACGGUCCUUGCUUUGUACGGAACAUCUUGACCAAGCAGAAACUUUAGGGGGCACAGAGUCAUUGUGUGUUCAAUGUGGCACAACAGGCAAUGUUGCUGAACAACUCUUCUGCACAACCUGUGGUCACCAUUACCAUGGUAACUGUCUUUGUCCACCAGUGGAAGUGAAGCCGACAGUCCGGGCCGGCUGGCAGUGCCCCAACUGUAAGAUAUGCCAGACAUGCAGACAUCCAGGAGAUGACUGCAAGAUGCUGGUGUGUGAUCUCUGUGAUAAAGGCUACCACACAUUCUGUCUCAAACCUGCCAUGACCACCAUUCCAAAAAAUGGUUGGAAGUGCAAGAACUGUCGAAUAUGUACAGACUGUGGAGCAAGAACCCCCGGAAAUGGUCCGAGCUCGCGGUGGCAUCUCAACUACUCAGUGUGCGACAGUUGCUACCAGCAGAGGAACAAGGGCCUAUGCUGUCCUCUCUGUGGCAAGGCCUAUCGGCAUUUUGAUAAUAAACAAAUGGUGCAGUGCAAUUCAUGUAAAAAAUACGUCCAUAGCGACUGUGAUCCAUCAAUAGACAAUGCUCUGUUGGCCAAGUUAAAGGACACGGGGCAGACAGAUUACAUCUGUACAGUAUGCAGAGCUCAAGAUGAUACUGAUAUUGACUCCUUUCCCCUCCAACCACCAUUACCAACUGAAGAGUCUCUCGAGGGCUUCCCUUCAAGAGACACUGAUUAUGGCGUGAAGGAUGACCCCUACAUUAACGAAGCGUCCCUGACUGCAGCUAGCUCACAAGAAUCUCUGUAUUAUGAAGACUCAAGCUCCAGCAUGGACGUGGAUAUGGGAAUUCCGGACAAGCAAAUGCCUCCAUUGACAACGUCUUCAGGCCUAGCAUCUUACAUGGCAGCUAAAGCUGAGAUGCUGGAGAGUCAUCGGGGCAAACUUCCAGUGGGCAGGAAGAAAAUAGGAGCUGGAAGACCCAGGACUCGUCCUCUAGUUCCGGAGAAAAGUAGACGGCGACCCCUAGGUAUUGGAGAGAAGAGACGAGGACCGAAAGUCAAAGUAAAACCUGGACAACUAGGAACACUUGGGCCGGUUGCAAGCCGUGUUGAAACGGAUUCCUCGAAGGACGAUAGUGGCGAUGACCACCCAGCUACGAUUGUCCUGACCUCCUCCAAAGAUAACUUUGUGCUAGACCAGGAUAUAUGUAAAAGCUGCGGUUCCUUUGGGAAAGGGGACGAAGGAAGACUUAUUGUAUGUACGCAGUGCGGACAGUGCUAUCAUCCUUAUUGUGCUAAUGUAAAGGUGACCAAAGUAGUUCUACAGAAAGGCUGGCGCUGCCUUGAUUGUACAGUGUGUGAGGGAUGUGGCAGUCCCAAGGAUGAGGGGAGGCUACUCCUGUGUGACGAAUGUGAUAUCAGCUACCACACCUACUGCCUGGACCCACCCCUGGAAACGGUGCCCAAGGGGACCUGGAAGUGUAAAUGGUGUGUGCGGUGUGUGAACUGCGGAAUAACGUCGCCCGGAUUUGCCUGCAGUUGGCAGAACAAUUAUACUCAAUGUGGCCCAUGUGCUAGCAAGCUGGUGUGUCCAGCCUGCAAAAUCCGCUACCGUGAAGAGGAGCUGAUUAUACAGUGUGUGCAGUGUGACAGGUGGCUCCACUCGUCGUGUGAUGGACUCAAGUGUGAGGAGGACGCGGAGAAGGCUGCAGACUAUGGAUAUCAUUGUCUCUUCUGUCGGCCUAAGACCGAUCAUCCUGGACCAUUACCACCUGCCCCGCCCCCUCCACCACCUCCGGAAGAGAAGGAAGUGAAACCACCAACACCACCACCUCCACCAUUGCCCAAAGAACCAGGACUGCCUAUGUUUCCAGAAGUCCCCAAGCAGUUCCUGAUGGACGGGGUGUACCUCUCGGCCACCGGCAUCCAGCAGAUCCAGAGCCUCACUGUGUCCAUGCCCAAGAAAGCCCGGAAGCCACGGAUGGGGAAGAAGUCGGAUAAGCCUCUAGACCCCCACAGCAAACACCCCAACAUUGCCAUUCUGCUGGGGUCGAUGUCCUCUGUAGAAGGGGAGGAGAAUCCAGAAAAAGAUACUGAAGAGCAGCUGAAGACACCAGAACCAAUGGAAGGCCUGGAACCACCCUUGUCUGUGGCGCCCCCUGGUGGGGAGGGUGCAGAGACGGAAGAGCAGGGCAAGAAGCGACGGCAGAGGAAACAAACAGGAUUAGGUGUUGGAGGAUUUAUUGCACGACAGCGUACACGGACGUGGAAGAGACAGACGUCAGCAUCAGACAUCACACCAGAAGAAGGAACUAGUACACAGAAGGAAGGGGCGGAGGCGCCUGCACUAGGCGCUGAUGGAACACCAGUUGCUCCCCAGGAGAGAGUGAGGCGGAGACGCAGGCCUCGGGCCAAGAGCCAACUGGAGGAGAACUUCCCCGCAUACCUACAGGAAGCAUUCUUCGGAAAGCCACUGCUGGAUACAGCCAAGGAGUCCAAGGAGACCCUUCAGGACGAUGCUGAUGCAGAGAAGGAGAAGUCUGGUCCUGCAUCACCCACAGCCGACGUCAAGGAUGGAAGUGAUUUCAGCAAGGCUUUGAAAGAUGAACUGGGCAGCGAGGCUCUUGUGUCGGGAACAGAUGACCACAAUGAAGAUAUCCCUAACUUGUUUGCAGAUGACGGGGACCUGAAGGAUAUAUUACCUCAUGAUCUGAGUGAUCUGCCGCACGAUGAGGAGAUCUUUAACAUGCUGGGACCGGAAGAUGGUUUACCAAUAGAAACUGAGUCUAUGGACUCAACAAGUGAGAAGGCUGAAGGAUCUCGAAAAGAAUUGCCCGAAAACUUUGACAAUAUGUUGAACACCGAUGACAAGAAUCUAGAUGUGGACAGCAUGUUCUCUGAUGAUGUGCUUCCCAGUCUGGCACCAAUAGACACCAAGAUAAUGGAGGACAUUUUCAAGGGUGUGUUACAGGGUUCUGACACGUCGACAGAUCAACCCUCAACAUCAAGUGAAAGUCAGUUUCCCUUGCCCUUGCCGUCGCCAUCCAUUCCAGGACAUCCACUGCAACACCUGCCCCAGUCACGGCUCGGAAUGGGCCCAGUGCGUGGGCAGGCCCAUAUACCCCUCCCCGGCCCAAGCCACCUGAUGGCUGGCCCCACACAGAUGCCCACCCCACUGCAGAUGCCGGAACAAGGGCUGGUCCUACCACCAAUGCACUCGCCGUCAAUGCAGCCAUCUGCGCUGCUCUCGCCCACCAUGCAGUCCCCCUCUGACCAGCAACAAGUGCUGCCGCCAGCUGGGAACAUGCCACCUUUUGGAAUGUAUGGGCCAGGGCCUCAGCAGAUGAGUCCAAGCUUCUCGGCAGGCCCCAACCCAGCCUGGUCGCUCAACACGGAGGAAGACCAGCCGGAAACAAGUAGCCGCAGAAACAUACUCAAGUGGGAGAACGAUGAGGCUCUCGGCCUCAAUGCCACCAUCUCGGCAGUGCUUUAUGUCAACACCAACCAUCAAAACCUCAAAACAGACUACCCUGACUGGGCGGAAAGGUCAAAGCAGAUCGCCAAACUAUGGAAGAAACUCACACCAGAGGAGAAGGCCCCCUUCUUGGCGAAAGCUCGAAAGAACCGGACCAGCAGUCGAGUCCAGAAAGCUCAGAAGCAAGUUACCCUUGAGCUUAAUCGUCGGCAGCAGGAGGCACGUGAACGCCGUGAUUGUUUGUCCAUGCCGCCUCCCCCAGCCCCUCCCCCACUCCCCUCUCCAGGGGCACAGGGACCAGGGAUGCCGGACCCCUUCAUGAUGCCCCCGCAGCAGCUCUCGCCCCAGGGAAUGGAAGUGCGAAGACCUGGUCUGGAGGGUGUUCUACCUGGGAUGAUGUCUCCACGCCACCCAGGUAUGCAGAGUCCAGGCAGACCCAUGGAAGGACAACAGUUGACGCCAGGGCACAGCCCCCUACAGAGCCCUCUGGGGACAGGACCAAUACCAAGACCUCCAUGGGGAGGUGAUGAGUCCUUCCAAAAGUCCCCGGGUGGCCCUGGGAUGGAGGGUUUUCCUCCACGUACAAUCGAACAAAUGGGCCCACGGCCUGGUGUUGAGGGCUUCCCCCCCGGAGCUGGUCCUCCCCGACCCCCAGAGGUGGCUGUCAGACAACCACAGCCUAAUCCGGACCCUUACGCAUUUCAACCAUCCACACCUCUUUCUGGGGAUCAGUUCUCGGAGGGGCAGAGACCUUUAUCUCAUCCUCCCAGAACAGUACCAGUUUCUCAGCCAUAUGAUCCUUAUCAUCAGCCUCCUAGUACUCCAAGACAAACCCUUGAAGAAGAUCCUUAUGCUAAGAUGCCCGGAACACCAGGCACUCCUCAGUCAAGACCCUAUGAUCCAUACAGUAGACAGCCAAUGACACCACACCCUGCAACUUCUGUCGCAGAUACAUUCAAAGCACCUCCCCAACGGCCGCCUGGGCCAGUAGAACCAUAUCCCCAGUCCCCGGGAACACCGAGAUCUGCCGUGAUGGAUCCGUACCAUCAGCGCCCACGCCUUCCCCCUCCACAGUCUCCAGGAGGCCAUGCAGGUGGGCCACGUCCGGGGGACCCCAUGAUGAGGAUGCGACAACCAGCCCCGGAUCCCUAUGCCUUUUCCCCGGGUACACCUAGGAUGGCCUCGGGCCAGGACGAAGCAUUCUUCCAUCCUCGACCUGGGCCAGGGGGUAUGGCUCAUGGACUUCGGCAACAGAUGAUGCAGCAGCUGUCCCCACGGAUGAGACGCCCGUCUCCGGAACAGUUUCAGCAGCAGCCAGCUCCGCAGCCUCCCACGUCUCAAGCUCCUGAUCCCUACAGCCAACAGCCGAUGACACCACAUCCAGGUCUGCCACAUUCUCCCCAGUCUCCUCACUCAACGCCUGGGCCACUCCGGCACCCAGAUCAGCAGUUCCCCACCCGGCCACCCCUCUUGUCUCGCUCACAGAGUCUCCCAGACCCCUACAGUCAGCCACCAGGCACCCCACAACCAGGGGACGUGGGCAUGGCAAGGACGCUGUCGCAGCUGAGUCCCGGGGGCAACAUGGGUAUCCGAGGUCCGAGACCUCCCUUCAUGCAGGAGAAGCCCCUGCACCCGGAGAGUGUCAUGCUUCAACAACUAUACAGCCGACGGCACACACACUUAGCUGCAGGAUCUUGGCCUAGUUCUAUCUCGCACACUCUCUUGGGCCCUGGAGGGGAGGGGCUGGAGGGAGCGGACCGCGGCAACCAGCACCAGCAACUGCGGGAGAUCCUGGCACAGCAGAUCAUCAGGUCGCAGAAAAUCAGGAAGCAGCAAGAAGAGUCGGAGAAGGCUAAAGGCCCCCAGUGGCCGCCCCAGGAUGGAGUUCCACAGAGCCUGCCUGGCACGCCACCAGGUAUGCCGCCCAGGUAUAUGGACGGAGGUCCACGACCACCCCCAGGGUUCUCUGAACAAGUCCCAGGGGUGGCUCACCCCGAGCGCUGGGCUGCUCUCCGACACAGGAUGGUGAGACCACCCAACCCAGGUCAAUUUGGGCCAGAAGGAGAAGGGUUUGGCCCUAGAGGUCAGUUUGAGGUCAGGCCAGGCUUCCCUGGGGCCAUGAGGCAGCCCCGGCCACCAGGACCCGGGAUGCCUCCCCGCCAAGCAUUCCCACCAGGGGCAGGGCCUAACCAGGGGCCCCGUAUUGGAUCUCCAGGCCACGGCCCAUUUCCCCCAGGCGCCAUGUCAGGACAGCCAUUCAUGCAGGCCAUCCAGGACCACCUCGCAUCUCAGGGAAGCCACUCCCCUAGCCAUCCCAUGAUGUCACCUAUAGCUGUCAGCACUGCCACAACACAAGGAGCCGGCUUCCCACCUCCAACAUCCGAGGGCCUGCCUUCCAUCGCACUGCAGCAUCCUCCAGCGGUCGGGGGAGAUGCUCCCGUUGUACCCCCUCAGUUCCAGGGACAAGAUCCGAAGCUGACACCCCCAGGUGCUCGCCAUAUGCUCCCACCCUUCACCCGUCAAGCUUCACAACCCCCGCCAGCACAGUCUGAAGAGGACUUGUUUCAGGGAACGCCUCUCACUUCAACCCGAGAUCCAAUGAUCUCCGAGAACAACCUGAAGACCCAGGCAGCGGGGGAGGGUUUAGAUGAAGCGGCACUCGCCACUCAGAGUGAGCAGCUGCACUUGUCCGACAUUGAUCUGAAGGUCACGAAGCAGCCGAUGUCGUCCGAAGAUGAGAAACAUGAAGAUGAUGACUUGUUGAGUGCUGACGGAACAUUCGACAUCCUGAAGUUUGCUGAUCCAGAACUGGGAUCUGAUGAUGACAAAUUCCUUGAUGAGCAGCUGGAUCUUAUGGAGGGAACCAGCAAACCCGAGGAAACAAAAACUGACCAGCCACCGAAGCAUGAAGUUGCAUCCACGUCGGUAAGACCAGAACAAGAGAGACCAGAGGAGAAGCCAGUAGUCCCCGCUGUUGCAGCAGACGAUGCAGGGAAAGACACAGACGAUGAAAAAUCACAGGACCAGAAGGCAAAUCCUGCCAAAGAUUUCCAAGCCAAAUUCCUCGAGUUCAGUCAGAAGAGGCAAGAACAGUAUGCAUUAGAUGCAGCUAGACUUGCUAAAGAUGGGAAAAAGGAUGAGAAGGACAAGAAAGCUGGUGGAGCUAAGGAAACAAAGGGUGUGAGUCACAUAGCGGCACUGCUGCAAGGCACAGAACCUAUUGGAUCCAGACUGGAAAGAAGUGAAAUAGAGAAGAGGUUGCAGGCUGGGGUCAGAGCCUCUGAGGCAGGAAAGCCCCAGACAGAUCCUCUUGGUCUGGGUCUGGGACAGAGACCAGGAUUUGGUCCGGGUAUGUCCCCUCUCCAUCAUGGCCCCAGUCCUCACCAGGGCCCUCUGACGCCAGUCCACAUGUCUCCGUCGGGCAGUAUCGGUGUGCCAGGAACGCCAGGACUUCCAUCACCAAAGUUUAUUCCCUCACCAAGAAGUGGACAGCCAUCCCCCAGAACACCCAACAUGCACAGCCCCUUCAGCCAGAUGCCUGUACAUUCACCUCACAGCCAGCCUGUCACUCCAGGGGCCUCGCAGCUCUCUCCAUUCUCCACAUCCGUUCAGUCUCCGUUCAGUCCUCCAGUUUCGGCCCACUCACCCUUUGGCUCUGGUCUGGUGUCAGCUCCACUCUCUCCAUACUCACAAGGAGCACAGCCCAGACCAGUGCUAAGUCACAGUCAGACCAGUUUCGGUCCCAAUACUCCACAAGGAAUGCUCAACCCAUCACCUCAAUCUGUUGGUCAUCCUCAAACCCAGUCCUUUCCAAUGCAUCACUCACCCAGAGCUACUAUCACUCCAACCAAUCAGUACACACAGGGGACGUAUGGGCAGCAGCUCAACCAUGUUCCUCCAAGAGGAAGCACCCUGACGCCGACCCCCAGCAGUAUAUUGUACGGACAGUCCAUUGCUUCACAACACGGGAUACGAAACCAAGGACCAAGACUUCCGUUUCCACAAGUGAGUCAGCCAGGCGGAGAGGAGGGCCAAGGACAGGAGGGGAUGCCCCCGUCGGUUGUAAUGAGCCAGGCUGGCAUGCCAGGACAACCACCCAGUUCCAUUGCCCAGCAGCUGCAGGGAGAGGCAGCAGCUGAGAUUGCCAAACUUCUUCACCAGCAGGGGAGCAUGGUCUCUGUUUCAAUGGCUGGGCCAGGACCACAAGGGAUGGCAGGGAUGAGGCCUGAGAGGCCAGGGAUGCCGCAGACAUCUCAUCCCAAUCUGCAACAGCAACUAGCACAUGGCCAUUCUGGAAUGGGGCCGAGAGGGUUGCCGCCCGGCUAUGUAGGCCAAGGACAAGCACGGUUACAACACCCACCAGGCAUGAGGCUCCUAGGGCCCAGGAUGCCGGGAUACCCCGGAUCAGGGGGACCAGGAAUGGUUCGACCGGCUCAGAUGCCUCCCCCUCAACCCAAGGAACAGUCUACUCUCCUGGAUGAACUGCUGGAACAGGAAAAGCAGGAACAGAAGCGUCAGGCAGAGCAGCAAGCUCUAAUCCACCGGCGCGAAAUCGGAGGAAAACCAGAAACCAUGAUGCCACCAGGACUCAGACCAGUCCUGGGGCAGCAUAUGAUGGGCCCUCGACUGGAACCCACACGGAUGCCAGGGCCUGAGGGGGCGUGGUCAGCUACUCAGACUAGUGGGCAACAGGGUGAAAUGGCAUCUAGUCCCCAGUUCCCUGGAUUUGGACCCCGGUCACAGGGACAGCUGAGUCCACGGACCCCUUCCCCUUUCCAGACGCCGUCCCCAGGGAUGCAGCCACCACGGAUGAGUCCCCUGACUAUGAUACCCCCACCCCCUCAGCCACCCAUCCCGCCACCAGGAGGUGAGAGAUGCCCAUCAAGCGAGGUGGGGCCAGAGUACGAUCGGCAACAGCUGCAGUAUGAGGACUGGCUGACCAAACAGGCUCAGUUCCUGGACAUGCAGAUCAAGCUCCUGGAACAGCAAAUUGCCAAACAGAAGAGAACAAAGAAGAGCAUUCAAGCUCGGCAGAGACAGGCACGAAAAAAUGGAAAUGAGCUUAAUCCGAACGAUGUGGCGGAGUUGGAGCGGGUGACCACGGAGCAGUCGGGGUUGCAGAAGCAGCUGGAAGCUUUGAGGAAGCAGCAGCGACAACACCAGAUGAUGGUGCAGGACUAUCGAAACAAACAGAAGGAACAGUUCGGUCGUAAUUGGCUUCCAUCCCCAGUACCCUCUCAGACUAGCCAGGCGGCACAGCUCUCUCCCGCAUCAACACCAACUGCCACCUUGUCUUCCUCCCCUGCCUCCACACCGGUGGGCACGCCACCCCAGACCCCACCAGUCCGGGCUCCAGGUGCAAACUCAGUCCGGUUGACUCGCACAGACAGGCAGGAAUAUGAAGCUUACAUGCAGAAUAGGUUGCGAAUGUUGAGCCAACAGGCAGGAGUGUCAGGCAUACCUUUGACUGGCCCCAGACUCCCUGUCCCCGCAGGCCAACUCCCACCAGGUCAACUCCCGCCAGGCCAAAUACCGCCUGGCCAAAUACCGCCUGGCCAAAUACCACCAGGCCAAAUACCGCCAGGCCAAAUACCACCAGGCCAAAUACCGCCAGGCCAAAUACCGCCAGGCCAAUUACCACCAGGGCAACUUCCGCCAGGGCAAAUACCGCCAGGCCAGCUCCCCCAAGGACAAAUAUCCCCGGGACAGCUCCCCCCUGGACAGAUAUCCCCUGUACAGCUCCCUGGGGGACAAGGUCCCCCUGGUGCUGCACAGUCCCCGGCACCAGUGGGUCCGGGAGGUCCUAUGGGUCCUGGACAGAUGACGGCAGCACAACAGGCACGGCUCACCACUGUCCUUGGGGACAACAACCCGUUUAGUGAGGGAUUUCAGCAGAGAGAGCAGCUUGAAAGGUUCCGUGAGAAGAACUGGGCACAGAUUCACGAAGGUGCCACCCCUCCAACCACUGAAGUGCAAGGAACAGCACCAGCUGAGUCUCUAGCACCACCACCACCACCUCCUCCUCCUCAAGCUCUUCCUCAAGCCCUCCCUCAGAUGCAGUUCUUCAGGGAAAGAGGAAUGACGUUUGAACAAGGCCCUCGCUUCACACGAGCACCAGGCCUGUUUGCUGGAGAAGGGGCACCACGCCCAUUUGAGGGACCUCGCCCACCUGCCUAUCCUGGACCCCCUGGACAUUACCCCCCCAUGCCUGGUUCUGACCAGAGUCGCCUCCCUUUCCCACAAGGCAUGCCUUUCCAGCCAGGCUUUGGCAUCCCUCCCACUGCAAAUCUACCCCCUGAGAUGGGCUCCCAAGGAGCAAAGGAAAAGCCGAAAAAGCGACGGAAGAAAAAAAAGGCAGCAGAAACUGAAAAUGUGCAGUCCCAACCCUUGCCACCUUCAAUUCCCACUCAACCAGCCAUUUUAGGACAAAAUCCACCAUCCACCCCAGCUGCUCCGGCAACAGUGACCACCACAACAGCAACAACCACAACAGCAACAACUCUACUGCCUCCUGCUCCUCAAGCUAAGAUCACAGAGUUUCCCAUAAAACCACAAUCAGAAACGGAGAGAAGAAUCUUAGAAAUCCUUAGUAACACAGCUGCUCUUGCACAGAAGGAAGGGGAUGAGCAGCUACCUGGUGGGAAGCCACCUCGAGGCAAGAGUGCUGCAGCUUCUGCUCCUGCUCCUCAACCUCUGCCACCACCACCGCUGGUACAGCAAGGAGCCGUGUCUCCAGCACCUUCCGGGGCAGGCGUGUCGCCUCAGGGCACGGGUCCUGCACAGCCUGCUGGAGCUCAGUCCACAGGCCCUCCUCCCCUGUUGUCGCAAGGUUCUCAGUUAGGUCAGGCUGCCCAACAGCUGCUCCGGUCGACACCUCCAGUGUCAGAUCAAGUUAGAGUUACAGAAUUUGGAAACACCAAAGUGGAGUCCCCUGCAUCCACAACAGGUUCCCCUCCAGAUCAGGAGGUUGAAAAACCUGCACUUGAUGGAAGUUCAUCCAUUCCUCAUCUGGAAACUCAAGUGACACAGUCUAGUGCUGCUAUGCAGAGUGCACCGAGCUAUGAGUCUCCUCCCCAUCUGCAACCACAAACUGAUGUGUCAUCAGAUUUCUCCACUACCUCCAAGACGCCACCUUCUCCACAGACAGCAGAGUCAACAUCUGCAGCCCCAGAACAAUCUCCUGCACCCCAGGUGGAGGAACAACGGGCAGCGGAGGGGAAAAGCGUGUCAACUGACAAACCAGAAGAUGAUGCAUAUGACGAGCCUGAUGGUGGUGCAACUGUUACUGAAGGAGGGGAGUCAUCAGAACCUAAGAAAAAGUUUGUGUGUGAUGAUGGAAUUCAUUGUGGAACAGAUGAUGAAGAAGAGGAAGAAAAGGAACAAGAGCCUCCUAAGGCAAAGUUUGUGUGUGAUGAUGGAAUACAUUGUGGAACAGAUGACGAAGAUGAAACUCCGGCAGAGGGAGAGGCCAGUACAAGCAAAGCAACUGAAAAAAGCUCUUCAGCCGCCCCAGGACCAUCUCAGACACAAACACAGUCAGCAGAAGUAACACAAAAGAGUGAGAGUAGUCCUCAAGCUCAAACACCCAAGCAAACAAGUGACACCAAAGAUGGCAACUGUAAUAAGCCAGAAGCAUUGCAGGCAACUGCACCAUCCACCUCUAGUCAACAGCAGCCUAGUGAGCCUGAACAGUCAGAACCUUCCUCUUCCACAGAGGGAUCUCACUUAGUGCCAGUCUCAGGAUCGAAUGAGGAAUCAGCUUCUCCAUCAUCUGGUGGGCUUCAGACACAUGAUGCCUCAUCAGUGCAGACAUCAGCUGCAUCCUUUCACCAUGAGAUAGCUCCAUCUACUCCAAGUAUUCAGUCCAGUAUCUCGGCUCCUCCACAGCCUGCUCCCACAGCUCUAGUGUCUGCACAGUCAACAAUGCAUCCAUCCCCCCCUAAUUCCAUGAUGGGCCAAGGACAACCACGGCAACCUUUUCCACAAGGGCAUCAGAUGCUGAGGCACCUUCGGCCAGAAAUUAAUCCUCAAGUACUUCAGGAUCAAAUGAUCAGAGCAGGACAUGUACCUCUUGAUCAGCCGCCAGCUGGUGAAGGGGAUAUUUCGCCCCAAGCACCGGGUCCGACGCAGCGCCUUCCGCCUUCUUAUGCUACCGCUAUCAUGUCAGGUCAUACAAUGAUGCACCCUAGGCCCCCUCUAACAGCUACUUCAGCAGCCGGACCAACCCCUCGACCUCAGCUGCCACCAGGUGCUGCACAACCACCAAGGCCUGGAAAUCCAGAUCAGCCCCCUGUACAGCCUAAUGUUUCUCAGUCAAGUCGAGCUUUAGUAUCGCAACUCAUGCAGGCAAGUGUUCCACAGUCUGUGUCCUUACCAGGAAACAUGAUGACCCUUUCAUCCGCCAUACCUGCAACGGCUUCUAGUCCAAGACUGUCUCAUCCAGUGGUCACUACUACAGUCUCAGCAUCAUCACCUUCAAAUAUCCCGAGCUCCUCGCCAAACACUCCACAGAUGCCGGGGCAGAUGACUCCACAAAUGACUGAGCCUCGCAUGAGGAUGCCGAUGUCUCCGGCGGCGAUGCAGCAACAGGUGGCAGCUCAUAUGGCACGGAUGCAGAAUAUGCAUCCCUCAGGGAUGCUUCAAAGGCUACCACAUGCUCAAGGCCUACAACUUAUGGGACAAAGACUUCCACCUCAUUCCACACCUCAGAGCAUUCCUCCACACUCUACACCACCAGGCAUUCCACCUCGUUCCUCUCCACAAUCUGUACCUCACUCAGCUGCUCAGGGUAUGCUGCCUCAUACGUCCCCUGAAGGAGUGCCAAGAUCAAUGCCUCAAGCACCGCCCCACUCCCUGCCUCAAGGAAUACCCCCGGGUCAAGGAUUCCGGCCUCAUGGUAUACCAGGGAUGCCUCCUCAGUCAGUUGCUCAGUGUAUGCCUCCACGUUCGGUUGCUCAGGGAGUUCCUCUUCAGUCAGUGGCCCCUGGCAUGCCUCCUCAUCCACAAGGAAUGCAUCCCCAUUUUGCCCAGAGAGGGAUGCCCCCCCAAGGUAUGAUGCACAGGCUGCCACAUGGCAUGCCCCCCCACCUGAUACAGAGGAUGCCCCAGAGGAUGCCAGGACAAAGGAUGCCUCCCCAUGGCCUGCAGCACCUACCACCAGGGAUGCCCCCUCACUCUGCCCCUCCUGGAAUGCCCCCUCAGUCUACUGCCCAGGGAAUGCCACCACAUGCUGGUCAUCCCCCCCAGGUUGCUCAAGGAAUGCCACCCCAACAACAUGGCAUGCCUCCACGUUCACCAGCUCCAGGAAUGCCGCCACAUUCGCCAGUUCCAGGAAUGCCACCUCACUCAUCGGCUCCAGGAAUGCCACCUCACUCAUCGGCUCCAGGAAUGCCACCUCACUCGUCGGCUCCAGGAAUGCCGCCACAUUCACCAGCUCCAGGAAUGUCGCCUCACCAAGCGGCUCCAGGAAUGCCGCCUCACCUUGUGGCUCCAGGAAUGCCGCCUCACUCGUCGGCUCCAGGAAUGCCGCCUCACUCGUCGGCUCCAGGAAUGCCGCCUCACUCGUUGGCUCUGGGAAUGCCGCCUCACUCGUCGGCUCCAGGAAUGCCGCCUCACUCGUCGGCUCCAGGAAUGCCGCCUCACUCAUCGGCUCCAGGAAUGCUCGCUCACUCAGUUCCAGGAAUGCCGCCUCACUCGUCGGCUCCAGGAAUGCCACCUUACUCUGCGCCAGGAAUGCCCCCUCACUCUGCUCAACAAAGCAUGCCUCCUCGUUCUACUCUGCUUGGAAUGCCGUCACAUUCUCCAACCCUUCCCAGUCCAGAACUGAUUUCACAAGCCAUUGGCGACCUUCAUGGUGUAACACAGGCCAAGCCCAUGCAUCCAAUGCCACUACAGAUCCCUGGACAGGGAAUGCCUGGAAUUGCUCUAGGUGGACCUCCGCCACAGCUGUCGCCCCUCAAUCUACCCCCACAGCAGACACAAGGUCGAUUAAAGGCCUCCCCUUCAACGCCAAACCUAACCCCACCUCACAGCAUAUCAACUCCUCCCCAGUCAACCACACCUGUGACUACACCCAUGUCCAGCACUACAACCUCACCGGCAGGGUCUCUCUCAGCUCUGGCCACACCAAGCCCUGUUGACAGUGUCAAGAUCAAACAAGAGCCCACGGAUGAUGCCUUCCUCCAGUUCGACACAAGUGAUGCAGAGGCCCUACGAGCCAGCCAAAACGCUCUCCUCAAGCAGCUGCUGGCCAACAGCGGAGCCAAGAGAGGUGCCCAGAACAGUCCUCAGGGCGAGGGAGAAGACAUUCCACAGCUGACACCGGAGCAGCAGCAGCAGCUGGAGAUGAUUGACAAGAUGCCCAUAUUCAGGGAAACCGAGAUUUCUUCUGAGGAGUGGGAAAGUAAAACUCCCGAGGAAAGGGAGAAAAUACUCGGUGAGUACCUGCUGGAAAUGAGAAGACAGGAGUAUGAGCGCAAACGUAAGGAAUAUGAGGAGCUGAGGAAAGCCAAGAGGAAGAACCCUGUCCCUGAAGGACCGGAGACGAAGUUGAAACGUCGGAAGAAAGGAGAAAACAAAGAUGCUGUGCCAAAGAAACGAAUCCGAAAACCUAAAGGAAAGGAAACUGAACUAGAAGCAAGAACAGAGUCGUUCCUUCAGCAGCUGAGGGCACUCCCUCCCAUCAAUCUUCAAGAACCACCCAUCGGAAUAAACAACAACAUUGUCCCGGUCAUGGGGGCCAACUCAGUCACCGCUGAAAAUCAGGUGAAAGGCAGUUAUGGGAAAGCUUAUAUGGAAGGAUUACCUGACUUCUACGGUAGUCUUCAGCAUCCCAACUUCCCGCUGGGCAUCCGACAACCUGGUGCUGACAUCGCUGCACGGAGACGCUUCCUCAGUGAUGGACAGACUGUACCAUUCACAGGUCCUAUUACAGACGAGCAGCGCUACCAUCUGCUGUCGGCUGGAGUUCAUGCCCAGGCCCUGGCUCAACGCAUGCCCCUCCUGCCUGGCAUGAUCAGGCCCUUCCUGCCGGUCAUCCCCCCGCAGCCCAGGAUCGAACCCCACCUGGAGCAGUCCGCAAGAGACACUCCGGAUACAGUUAUAUCCUCAUCAUCUCCUGAGAUAGGCUUUGGAGAACAGGACACAGAGUUACCUGCCCUUCGUCCCAUCGAGCCUGCCGUAGCUGACGAUGACCGAGGAGCAUCCCCAGCGGUGCCGUUGCUGCACCCGAUUCCCAUCAAGGCGGAGAUCAAGGACGAGAAGAAGGAGCUGAAGGAAGAAGACCUCUCCAAAAUAGCUGAACACGGCGAUGUGUUGCUUUCAGAAAAGAAGGAAAGAAAUAUUGACAGUUUACUGAGUAGUAAAGACACACUGACGGCCAAAAUGCCAGCCUUGACGUCAAGUCUUGCACGCCCUUUCAUUGACCCCAGCUUGGACCAGCAGGUGUCUGUGACCUUGACCUUGUCAGCUACAGCUGCUGAAGAUAUUGGGGGAGUGAUAUCUGCCAUUGCUGAUCUGUUAAAAAUUGCUGUUCCACCAACAUACGAGAUGACGAGGAGCCCGUCCCCAGAUACAUACAAAGUGAAUCUCACACACAAGGAAGAAGCUGUCAACAUCCAGUCUUUGAUCAAGGCCAAACCCAAGUUCUGCCGCCACUGUGACGUAGUAGUGCUCAGCUCUGGGAUCCGCAAGAAGAAAACUGAGCUUCCUUUCCUUACAAAGGAUGAGCAGGUGAGUGGAGACUGUGAGGAUGAAGAGGUGACAUUCUGCAGCAUGAACUGUUACAUGCAGUUCACCAUCACGCACCAGAUGCCACAGCCCCAUGAGACUGAAGCUGGAAACCUAGUGGAGCACAAGAGUGGAUGUACACCGUCCACAUCUCCUCGCCACGUCCCUGUCACCUCGGCCCUGUCCAUCUCCACCACCCCACCCAUCACCCCACAGUCGGCCAGGGACCAGCCAGCAACACCCACCACCCCUCUCUCUUCAUCCACCGUGUCCAAGUCGCCCAUGCCGUCGCCCGCAUUGCCAAGUCCGCCAGUGAAGAAGGAGGAAAAGCCGGGGAAGAAACACCGACGGAGCAGCAGCACCGCUUCUGACAUUCAGCUGCCGCAGAUGCAACCAGUCAAGCCCAUGGUCAAGAAGUGGAAGGACAUCCGGUGGCAGCGCUGGGACCUCAAGAUGCAGGACAGCCUGGGACUGUACCCGACUACACCCGUGAAGGAACUGGAUCAGAUCUGGAGCCGCAUGGACAUGGUGGUGCACUUCAGCAUCGGGAAGGAGGACAAGAGGAACUGCACCUUCUGCCAGGAGCCUGGGGAUGGAGACACGGACAGCUCCUCAAGACUUCUCAACCUGGAUGUUGAUAAAUGGGUGCACCUGAACUGUGCCCUGUGGUCGUACGAGGUGUACGAGACCCUGAACGGAGCUCUGAUGAACGUGGAGGUGGCCUUCAAACGAGGAGUGUCCCUGGAGUGUAUCGUCUGUGGGAAGCAGGGAGCCACUCUCAGCUGCUUCAAGAUCCGGUGUACCCACACAUACCAUCUCCCGUGUGCCAAGAGGGUGUCCUGCAUGUUCUUCCAGGACAAGACUCUGCUGUGUCCUGUCCACGCCCCCAAGUCUCCUGUGGAGAAUGAGCUGGAGACCCUGGUGGUCCAUCGCCGCGUCUACGUCAACCGGGACGAGGACAAGCAGGUGGCCAGCAUGAUCCACCAGGAUGAAGGAAGCCACACUCUGAGGGUGGGCUCUCUCACCCUCCACAGCAUCGGCCAGCUUCUGCCCCACCAGAUCCAGACAGGCAGGUUCCACACCAAGGACUACAUCUACCCUGUUGGCUUCCGCACAAGUCGCUUCUACUGGAGCAUGCGGCAGCUGUACAAGCGGUGUCGGUACACCUGCAGCAUCUCUGACAAUGAUGGCAUCCCCGAGUUCACCAUCAAGAUAGAGGAGGAGGGUUACUCGGAUACACUCUUCAAGGAGAGCUCUCCCAAAGAUGCAUGGAUGCACAUUCUCAAGCCGCUGGAAGAUAUCCGCCGCGGUGCAGACCUUGUCAAGAUGUUCUCCAACUUCAUCACCGGCGAGGAGCUAUUCGGUCUCACCGAGCCUAAUAUACUUAAAGUGCUGGAAUCGCUGCCAGGAACAGAUCUCCUUGGCAACUACUGUUUCCGCUAUGGCCGCUCACCUCUCAUCGAAAUGCCGCUGGCCAUCAACCCAACAGGAUGUGCCAGGACUGAACCCAAGCUUAGAACACACUUCAAACGCCGCCCUCACACCCUCCAGUCCAGCAACUCCCGGUCCCUCCCGACCACGGUGACAGGAGUGACGGGAGACGUCAAUUCACCCUACAUGAAGCAGUUUGUACAUUCCAAGUCCCAGCAGUAUCGCCGACUCAAGACGGAAUGGAAGACCAACGUCUUCCUCGCCAGAUCAGGAAUUCAGGGUUUGGGUCUGUUUGCUGCCCGCGACCUUGAGAAGCACACAAUGGUGAUUGAAUACAUCGGGGACCUCAUCCGGAACGAGGUAGCCAACCGACGGGAAAAGGUGUAUGAAGAUCAGAACCGUGGUGUGUACAUGUUCCGCAUUGAUUGUGACAUUGUCAUCGACGCUACGAUGGCGGGUGGCCCUGCCAGAUACAUCAACCAUUCCUGCGCCCCCAACUGUGUGGCUGAGGUCGUUCCCUUCGAAAAAGAGAGCAAGAUCAUCAUCAUCACCAGCCGUCGCCUUGCCAAGGGCGAGGAGCUGACGUACGACUACAAGUUUGACUUUGAAGAUGACCAGCACAAAAUACCAUGUAAUUGUGGAGCCCAUGGAUGUCGCAAGUGGAUGAACUAGCUGUUGUCUCUCCAGCAGUUGGUCACAUGAAUGGCCACAUUUCAUCCAAUCUUUAUUGAGAUUCUCUACUUAAACUGACCAUUGACAACCUGGAAAGAUUGUUACACAAGGAUUGAAUUGACAUUGAGAUGAAUUUUAUAGCAAAUGAGAUAUAAGUAAUGUUUAAAAUUCUGGAUGCUUGAUCUACCAUAGUUUUUUAUAGGCAUGUAGUGGCCUGACCAAGGCGUGAACCAAUCUUGUUACUAAUAUAUCUGUCAUUAUUGCCAGUACACUGGCAUAGUAGCAGUAGAUCGUUAUGACAUAUGCAAGAGGAAGGACAGGCUGUCGAGGCUUGUCCGGGGCUAUAUGAACAUGUUGUCAUAUAUGCCCCUGGAUAUUACUAGUCAUAUACAUAGCAUAUCUGUUAAACAGGAUUACAGUAUAUUUUUCUAGUUUGUGUUUGUGAUAUUCUCAGAUAAACUGUGUCUUUCUUGUUGAUUUGCCAUACUUUGGAAUGCAGAUUUUAGAUGGAUAUAUGAAUGAUAUGAUUUAUUACUCUGAUUCUUAAGAGUCUUUUUUUUGUGUAACAUUUUAAUGUAGUAUUGGUGUUAAGAAAGUAGUUUUUUAUUGCCUUAAUUGCUAGUUAGCAUAGAAAAGGAAGCUUGUGUUCACUUAAAGUUUGGUUUCUGUAGACGAUUGCAGCAUUGGAACAAAUGUAGGUGACGGGGGCAUUGAAGUGCCCCAGUUGUGUAUAUACUUAGACUAUCAUAGUGAAUCUUAUCAUAUGCACAAUAAAGAAUGUGCAUAAUUGUUACUUAUUGAACUAUGCCAAAUGACCAUUUUGACAUAAUCAACUGUGAAGAUAUGUACAUACUUUGAUAUACAACAUGUAUCAUUAGUGGAAUGGUAUUGACUAUUCUGUGAGAGCCUCGCGCACCAGCUAGCAGUGAGCUUUAACUUUAGCUGGCUGGAGGAGACGAUCGCUGUUUGUAUAUAUUGUGCAAGAAUCCAUAGUCCUUAAGUUAUUUCAUGAUGCAUUAUCUCUCAUGUUCAAGGAACAUGCACAGUUUAAUAAGAUGUGCUUGUGUCACAUUGUUGUUGUUGUAUUUCAUGGUACGUUACGAUGCAUUGUGUUGUAUUAUCACUGUGAAGACAACAUCUUGUACUGAUAGUACACAUGCACUCAGAUGUGUUUUUUGAUGAUAACAAUGUCUUUGUUUAAUGACACUGUUUGUGAUGACUCUGACUACAUACACCAUAUGUGACGACACUGUCUGCAUACACCGUUUGUGACGACACUGUCUUCAUAAAAUCCAUUUGUGGUAACACUGUCUGCAAGCACUGUUUGUGACCACACUGUCAAAACACUGUUCGUGACGACACUGUCUACACACACUGUUUGUGACGACACUGUCUACACACACUGUUUGUGACGACACUGUCUACACACACUGUUCGUGACGACACUGUCUACACACACUGUUCGUGACGACACUGUCUACACACACUGUUUGUGACGACACUGUCUUCAUACACCGUUUGUGACGACACUGUCUUCAUAAAGUGAUUACAUUGACACUGUUUGAUAAUUUCCUGUACAUGCACAUCCACUACUGCUGCUGUUAUGUAGACAAGUGUGUGUACAAUCUGUGGCGUGAGGAGGUUUACCCUCCCCCCAGCAGAGACGAACUUGUGUCCUUCGACACAAGCCUGGUACAGGACUGUAUCGUGUUGUACAGAACGGAAGUAGAGUGAAAGCGUUUACCCUCCCCCCAACAGAGACGAACGUGUGUCCUUCGACACAAGCCUUGUACAUCACUGUAUUGUGUUGUACAGAGCGGAAGUAGAGUGAAAGUGUUAAACCUCCCCCCAGCAGAAACGACCUUGUGUCCAUCGACACAAACCUGGUACAGCACUGUAUCGUGUUGUACAGAGCGGAACUAGAGUGAAAGCGUGAAACCAUUGUGAAUAGGAAGUGAUGUAUGUAUGUAUGUAUUUAGAGUGAAGGAGUAGGAUGAGCAACAGAGCCUGACAUGCACUAUCUAUCUCAGUCUGUUCAUGAGCAAUAACCAGUGCUGCACUCAGCAGCGUGAAAAUAAACCUUUACACUUUUGUUGAUGUAGUCGGAUAUGAGGUAUUAAUGUCUGAUGUUUCCUAUGUACUUCUGUUUGAGAAGGUCUGUCACUGUAAAUAAUGCUCCAUUAUGACAGUCUCUUCUACUCGCAUACCCAUCUCAUUGUAGAUACUCAUAAUUUUUUAGUACUAGCUCAUCAUUCAGAAGUUUGUCUUGUCCCCGGUCAACCAAGCAUGUCUCAGUACUGCAGGCCUAUCAUCAUGUGCUGUUUAUGUAGGAGAAUUAAUGAUCUUUUUGUACCGAAACAGCGUGUGUGUAUUCCAUACCUGUGUAUACAUAUGGAAUCCAUUGUAUAUAGGGCCGCUGUGACCGUAAGGCAUGGAGUUGUCCUGCUGUACAGCUAUGUGAGUGGCCGUGUCUACCCAGCUGUACAGCCAUGUAUAUUUCCCAUUGUGUAGCAUUGUAUAUAACAUCCAGCACAAUCAACUUGCAAAGUGUUCAUAGACAUACUCUGUCAAAAUUUGCCAAUAUUGUUCUCUUCCAUUGAAUCAUUUUAUAGAAUUUUUAAGGAUUUUUUAAAUCAACUUUGCAUUUUGUCCUUCCCUCAAGUUGAAUAUGAAGCAUUCAGUAUUUUUCAUACCUCGUAUACAUCCAUGUGAAGUUGGUGCAGAUUGGUUCCUGUCACAGCGUUACAUUUAUUAUCAUGCUUUCAAUCUUCAUGUUAUUUUUUGUCCAUUAUCAUGUAUUAUACCACUUAAUGAGAUAUUUCCUGGUCAGGUUGUAGGUAGUGCUUCUUAUGCAGGGAAGCCGCAUUUACCAGCCCCAUCUGCGUCAUUUAGCUUCACUUGAGAAUUAAUUGCAAUGAUUAUAAAUAUAAUGAUUUGCUGUACAAUUGGAUCAUAAUGGAUUGUUAUAUAGCAUUGGAAAAGUGUUGUACCUGAACCAUUCCACCUCUCACAGGUACUUGAUGCCAAAAUUUUAAAAUAAAACAAAUAUUUCAUAUGCGUUUUAUAGUGUUUGGAUUUGUAGCCCAUUAGCUAUUGGAUGGGCUGGAUUUCAAUAGCUGUAAUUCCUGUAAAUAUUAAUGAAAUCAUUAACAUUUUUCACUAAUAAGCUUAUCUGCCUCGGUUCUUCUAAGUCGGCUGGCAUCAUAUCGUUUUGCGUUUUAGUUUUUUUGACAUGAAGUACCUGUUUCCCAGAUCCAGCCAGUCCUGGUGAUCUUGCAGCUACUGCUACCGUAAGUUGCUACUUCAACACUUGUGGUGGGGUAUCAGUAGGAUGACUGCUGGCUGGCUUGUUUUCACUGACAGAGGAAGCUGGCUAUGCCUUGUCUCAAGUCCCUCCCCCCUCCUCGGCUCGGCCUCAUCUCUGUGUUUUCACAUCUGUUUAUUUAUUCCAAGGGUGGGGGGGAUUUGGCAAGAUGUACUCCGACUGCAGGGAACUUCACAGUAGGAGGUUUUCAUGCUUGAAAACAAUGGAAACACUUUCAGGUUCUGAAUUUGAAAGACAUUGAAGACAUUAAUUUACAGAUUCUCAAUUUGAAAGACAUCAAUUUGCAGAUUCUUCAUUUGAAAGACAUUAAUUUGCAGAUUCUCGAUUUGAAAGACAUUAAUUUGAGGAUUCUCAAUUUGUAAGACAUCAAUUUGCAGAUUCUGAAUUAAUUGGCUUAUGUUUUAUUACCCUGAAAGAUUGUGUUUGUUUUCCAGUAUGUGUGAGGCUAUCGGUACAUGUUGUCGGGUUGAGCCUACCAAGGGACUCGGACAAAUGGUUAGCUUUUUUUAUAGGCAGCAUUCGGUUCAUUAAUGUUUGGAGGCAUAACUGUUGUUUUUGUGCUUUAAAACAGUGUGUAUGUUUUGCAUAGUUGUUGCAAAUAAAGUUUCAGACCACCACACAAGCAUUAGUUAAUCAUCAAAAAUUAGUUCAAACCUGGGUUUGAAACUUCUAAAAUAUUUUUACCAGUUUGUAAUGUUUUCUGAUAGGAAGGUAUCUGGUUACUGUAAGCACACAGUGAUUUGGAGUCCUGGUAUGUCACCUCUCAGUAGAUCUGAAUUUAGGCUGAUGUCACCUCUGUCUUAUCUGGUCAAUGACAAACAACUGAUUUAUAUAUUUUGUAUUUUAGUUUAGGUGAUUUCCCGCCUAUUUUGUUAAUUGGUGUUAUGGUAUGGAUAAUGAAUUCCCUAAUUUAUUACCUUGGACAUAUUUGUACACUAACAUGGUGACCAUGGUUACCAGGCUACACCUGUCUUUUCUUCAAGGGUGAUUGUAAUUAGUCUUAUAGGUAGCAACUAGCUUUAUUAAACAAUUCUAAUACUUUUGAAACUUUGAUUAUUUAACAUCAAAUACAUUUAAUACAUCUAUUUUUUGGGUUUUCUUUCAUAAGAUUUGAAACUACUUUUCCUUGCUGUCCACUGUUAUAUUUGUGGAUGUAUUGGACGUCCACCCUGAUCUCACAAUGCUGAAGCUUGAUCUGUGAACUGGGGGUGUGGCUGUUGUUGGCCACUCCCCCUGCCUGUGAACAGAGUGUUGGAUGGUCUAGUGAGUGAUUGACAUGUGUCAACAGUGUGUCAUGCUAUUCUUGUGUUGAGUGUUAUGUAAAGUCAUUGUAAAUAAACAUGAUCAUCUCAGGUCAGUGAAUAUUGAAA